GUGGAAUUUUGGCGAUGGCAGCCCAGAGGCAGAGACCAUCCUGGCUCCUCCUUAUGACGCUCAGCUGCCAAGACCGGAUCCACAGACAGAACGAGUUCAAGUGUCAGCGAGGGUGACCCAUGCCUUCAUUCAGCCAGGUGACUACACGGUCAGAGCUGAAGCCCUCAACAAGUAUGAGCAAGUUCACCAGAUGGCCAGAGUCUGUGCUGUCGUUCCCAUAACCCUGGUGACCAUAGUGUCCAGCCCAACUUCUCCAUUGGUUAAAGAGGUUACUCAGUUUGAGGCCUUGGUUUCUCCUUCCCUCUAUGGCAUAUGGUAUUCCUGGAACUUCGGCAAUGGGUCACCUGUACAGGAGGGACCAAAUUCUACUGUGUGCUAUUCCUUUGAAAAUGCCGGGAUUUAUAAUGUGACCCUAAGAGUCAAUAACAACCUCAGUGACACAUCAUGGGCAUCUGUGUCUGUCAGGGAAGAAAUUAUGGGCCUGCAAAUAGUGUGCAGUGGGCCCGGUGAACUCGGUUCAGUCACAGUUGUCAAUGCCACAGUUACCUCUGGCACAGAUGUCAGGUGGUCUUUUGACAUGGGAGAUGGAUCCAUCUACAGAAAUCUGUCACAGGGUGUUGUUUCUCACAUUUUUGCUGCUGAAGGCAAAUACACAAUAACAGUGACAGUUCACAGUGCUGCGGCCUAUACCAAGGCAUCCACCAUAGCCAACAUUUACAAACUGCGUAUUAGCAGCAUCCUGGCUCCUAGUUGUAUCUCCAGUGGGGAGCUGACCCUGUUCCAAGCUUUUGUGACAGGGCCAGUUAAAGGGAUUAUGUUCUGCUGGGAUUUCCAAGAUGGCCGCCCUCCCGCUGUUCGUCAUGGAGACCCUACGGUCCUUCACAGCUACACGGUGGCUGGGAAUUACCAGGUGAACCUGACUGUCUAUGGCACAAUGAGCAGCGCUUCCCGCCAGCUAGCCGUUUGUGUAGAGGACAAAAUCAGCUCAGUUAAGCUAUUGGCUCCAAUGUCUGCUGUAGCCUUAGAGGAACCGCUUUCCUUCUUUGCUGAAGUAGAUCCAGGACCUGACCCUCAGCACCAGUACAGGUACCAUUGGGAUUUUGGCAUCGGUGAAGACCUGGUGCCUUCUAAAACUCCAGAAAUCACAUUUGUGUACUUGGAGGCUGGGUUGUACAUGGUAACCGUGACUGUGCAGAACACAGUCAGCCAACAAAAUGCCUCGGUAAAUGUCACAACUCAGCAGGCCAUUAAUACCAUCUCCAUUCACCACAGUGGUGAAACGGGCAUCUUUUUAGCUGUGGGCACCCCUACGACUUUGUGGCUGAAGUCAGCUGGGAUACUACAGCCGCAUUUCAGUGGGACUUUGGGGACGCCUCACCUCAUCAAGUGGGUCAAAGAGCCCCCCACACCUAUAAGAAAGCAGGAGAUUUUACCAUCGUGGUUGUGGGUGAGAAUCUGGUUAGUCACAGGACAGCAACACUCACCAUGACGGUGCUUACUCCAGUUAAGCUGUUGACUCUACACGCUGAGCAACCAGUGAGCGAGGCUGGGCAGGAAGUCACCUUCAGAUCUUCUUUAGCUGCAGGGGAUCGUGUCCGCUAUCGCUGGGCUGUUGGUGAAACAACUGGAUUCCAAGAGGGAGCGGCCAUUUUCACUCACACUUUCCCCACUCUUGGCACCUUUGUGGUGUUUGUCGUAGCUGAGAAUGCUGUGAGCAUAGAGAAGGCAAACGUCACCGUAGAGGUCCAGGAAAGAGUCCGAGGGGUGCAAAUUCACAGUGAACAUGUAGUGCAGGACAAGUAUGUGGCCGUUGCAGAAGCCUUCUCUCUCUCCAGCGAGGUUGCUCAGGGCUCCAAUGUCACCUUCCGUUGGGCAGCUUUGAAAGGAAAGCAUCGGUUGUUUACUUCUGAAGGACAGUUGUUCCUAUUCUGCCCCAAUACAAGUGGGGAGCUCCUGGUGGAGGUGAAAGCUGGGAAUGCACUGGGUGAAGUCACCACCAGCCUCACCCUGGAAGUCUUGGAGAGAGUUCAUGGUGUGAAGGUUCAAUCGGCCGCUGAUAAUGUUGCAGUAGGAAAGCCAGUGAACCUGAACAUUUCUGUGGUGUCGGGAACGGAUCUCCUUUAUCAGUGGAAGGUGCAGGAGGACGCACAGCUGCUGCUUACCACCACACCCUCCCUUUCGCACAUCUAUAACACCUUAGGCUCCAAGCUUGUCUUUGUCACAGUCUACAAUGCCCUGGGAUCCAGCAAUGGCUCCACAGAACUCAGAGUGCAGGAACCUGUUUCUGGGGCAAAUUUCAGCGUGGCAGGAAUCAUGUGGCCUUUCCUCCUGAAGUCAGGCACCUCAGUAGAGCUUCUGGGCAUGGUGGAUGCAGGAUCUGACCUUGCAUGGGAAUGGCAGCUACAGAGGGGGGAAGAGGAGAAGCUGAUCCUCUCCCAUGGGCAGAACAUCUCUCACAGAUUUGAGCAGCUCGGAGACUACAGAGUGUUUCUGCGGGUCUGGAAUGACGUUAGCGAGAGUACAGCUCUGGGUGCCAUCUCCAUCCAAGAUCCUGUGGCUGGACUGGGUGUGACAUGGACGGACAAGAGGACGGUGUGCACAGAUGAUGAGGUUACUUUUACACUGCAUGCGUUGAAGGGCUCGCGAGUGACCUUUGCCCUCUACUUCCCCUCGCUGGGGAUUCACAUGGAUAACCCUGCGGGGAUCUUCCACUUUCCUUUUCCAGUGAAAGGCUACCACCAGGUGCUUGCAUCUGCUUACAACAAUGUUAGUAAUCAGACAGCUACUGUCAUGGUGAAGGUCUUGGAGAAGGUGACGGGGCUGCACCUCUUGGAUGAAUGUCCACCCAUCCUGGAAGCCAACAAAGAACUUACACUCCGAGCAGCAGUGCAAGCUGGAGAGAAUGUUGCUUUCUCCUGGGUAUUUCAGCUCCCUGGGCUGCCUGACUAUAAUGCCACAGGCCAGCAGGUGACGUAUACCCCCUCUGGCAAAGACAAUUUAACCAUUCUGAUUGAGGCCAACAAUGCUUUCUGUGCAGACACUCUUCUGUUCGUAAGAACAAUAGAGGUGCCGGUAGUGACUGUUGACCUGUCCAGCAAUGGCACCAGGACAUUUGUUAAUCAAACCGUGACAUUUGACGUAAUGGCUGUUGGUGGCAGCAACCUUCAUAUGGAGUGGAAUUUUGGGGACUCGCCCGAAACCUUCGCCAGUGAAGGAGAUCAGAGAGUAUUUCACAAAUAUCACCAAGCUGGUGAUUUCUUGGUAGAAGUGAGAGUCUACAACAACAUCAGUUUCGUCUUGGCCCACUUAAAAGUAACUGUGCAGCAGCUGCUCUGUGAAAGCCCUACUCUGGAGCUGGUUGAGCCUCUCUCUGUGAUCUCCAAAUCUUACACCACCUACUUUGAGGCUGAUGUGGACUUGAAACAAUGCACAGCCUACCGGGCAUUGUAUCGGUGGGAGAUAUUCCGCGGCUGCAGCUGUGAUGCUCCAUCCAAGACCAAUGCAGUCUUGUUACCGCAUGUAGAUGUGCUAACCCCUCGCCUUGUGCUCCCCAAGCUCUCCCUGGACGUUGGUCCUCACUGCCUGCUUUUCACUAUCUCUCUGGAGAACACACCCUUGGCCCGGAUGGCUUGCAGCAACUUGACUGUGCUUCCUAGCAAGCUAGUUCCAGUCAUCCAAGGAGGAUCCUGGAGGAGAGGGACAGCCAAAAUGGAUCUGGUUCUAGAUGGAAGCAAGUCAUAUGACCCUGAUGUGGAGAAGGGUGGAAACUCCUCACUGGCGUACCAGUGGGACUGUCAACUGGAGGCACCUAAUGUGUCCACAACUUUAUGUGGCUUCCCUGCUAUGGCAGGCAUGGACAGAGCGAUUGUCCCACACUCCAUGCUGAAUCCAGGAGCAACUUACCACUUCAACCUUACUGUGAGGAAGCUGGGUCGCGUUGCUCCAUUUGUACCAACAAGCCUGCUGUGUCUUGAUUUGGGGCUGACUUUCGUAUAUGACUCGGGUGUCCGCCAGCAGGUUUCGAUCGCAUCUAGCCAGAUCCUUCCUGUGACCCUGGAGUGCCGUUCCUGCAGUGCUUUGUCAAGCUACGAGGUCAGCAGCAGCAUCCAUGUCACGCUGUCUGGACGGUGCGAAAGCUGCGACAACGGAACGCUGUACAGCUGGAGAGCUCGGAGUUCUGAUGGCCAGCCUUUGACCUUGGACAAUGUGACCACUUCCACUGGGGACUCCAAUCGGGACCUGGUGAUCAGGCAGGGGGUCCUGCAGGAUGGAAGGAACUACACUUUCACCGUUUUGGUCACUCAGCCUAGAGGACAGCUGCGGGGAGAAGCCAGCAACCUCACCCCAAACCAUCCACCUAGGGGAGGGCUCUGCAUUCUGAGACCAGAAAACAAUAUCUACAUCUUGGAGACGCGGUUAGAUUUCAGUGCAUGGCAGCCACUGUGGCACUCCUGCCUGUAUCGAGGGGUCAAGUCUGCCUUCAGCAUCUUCUUGCCAGCAAGCGCUCUUGGCAAUCAAUCCAGCGUCAACAUCCUAGUUGAGCUGGAGGAUUCACGGGGAGCGAAGACCUUGGCAUUGAACCAAACCCUGACUCUCACCAUGCCUGAACUCCCUUCAGGAUUCAACACCAUAACCAGCUGGUUGAAGAAGAAGAGCCAGUCGGAGCUGUGGGGUGUGGUCCAGCAAGGAAACCCACAGGAGGUGAUUCCAUACUCCUUGGCUCUCAUAAGCCUGCUGAAUCACGACUUUGGAAGAGGUUAUAGCAUGAAGGAGCUGAGGGACCGCAUCUCCAUCCGCAGCAAUGUCACAGCAGCUCUGGCCUCCCUGAAUAUCUCCAGUGUGAAGGAUGUUGCUCAGCUUAGUGCUGCACUGAGGGCUUGCGUGGCAUUCCCAGAAGAGCUCAGCCUUGGAUCUCGUACCCAAAUGCUGGAAGCUGCCAAGAGAAUGAUCCAAGUUAUCCACAGCGAGAUAAAGAAGGUCACGAACCCCCACCUCCGCUGGCAACAGCAUCUUGGAAUAAUGCUAACUACUGAAGACACAAGACUGCACAUGGUGGCGAACGACCGCCUGUCAAAGGAACCAGCCCUCAGGAACUGGGUCUCCUCAGCUUUCAAUCUCACUCGUGCUCUAAUGAGGUCCUUGAUGAAGUCCCGAGUGCUGAAUGAGGAGCCUCUGUCACUCUCCGUCUCUGAGAUCCACGUUUGGGGGAAAAGGGCAGAUGCCAGCAAUUGCUGUGCACGACCCCCUCUGUGGAGUGCCUCUUCUCUGUGCCCAGGACGCUUGCCGAACAGCUGGCAGAAAGCCAGGAGGUGGUGCAGGUCACCAUGGACCUUGCCAUCAACCCUUUCCCUUUCAACUACUACACCAACUCUGCCAUUUCCACCCGCCUUGCGCUUCUGGAGUUCGCCACUCCAGCAGGAGCGCCGAUCUCAGUUGCCAACCUACCUAAGGAGAGAGCCAUCAGCCCUGCGAUUACCUGCUGGACAGCAGGAGCUUCAAGACUUGCCCCAAACACUAUUGGUCAUCCCACCAGGAGACUCUGUUAACUUCACUGUGAAAGUUGCACCAGGCAGCAACGUGACAGGGACACACAUCCAUGUCACUUUCACUGUGAUGGAGGGCUUCGGCUUCAGCCAGGAGAAGGUUCCCUCCCUUUAUCUUUAUGGACAUAAUGCUCCAUAUCCCAAUGAGUUCCACUACACCUUGAUGGAGGAAAUUGCCUUUUCUAAUGGCCUGGAGGAAAACCACAGCAGGGAGGUCACCCUCUUAAUUUCUUCUCUUCACCACCUCAAUGCGACUCAUCAGGAAUUCUACAUCAACAUCACCAGCCGCUUCUGCCAUUCCCCCGUCCGCACCAGCAUCUCUGUUUUUGCCAGCCUUUGCCAGUACUUCCAUUUUCCCAGCAUGCAGUGGAGUGCAGAUGGAGUGACCCCAACAGCUGCCACCAGCCCCAAGGAGAUUGUGUGCCUGACGGAGCAUCUCACUGUCUUCGGGGGUAGCCUCUUUGUGCCUGUUCACAGUGUUGUCUUCUUGCCACCGAGGAAGCAUUCCUGGCAGAGUCCCUUGGCACUGAUCACCUGCGGCGUCCUUUUCUCCAUUUACCUGGGGAUAGCAUUGAUAUCCCACAAGCUGGACGACAUUGACAUCACUCGGGUAGGGAUCAUCCCUUGGUGUGGCCAGCCUGGACGGUACAAGUACUGGCUGAUGGUGAAGACAGGCUGGAAAAGAGGCUCAGGUACCACAGCCCAUAUAGGGAUCAGGUUAUAUGGGCUGAACAAAAGCGGCUCUCGCCACCUGGACAAGGGCUGGGCCUUCCAGAGAAACAGCCAAGAUAUUUUCCAAGUGGAAACGGAUGCAAACCUAGGAGAGAUUUGGAAGAUCCGCAUCUGGCAUGAUAACACUGGUCUGGACCCCUCUUGGUACCUGCAGCACGUUAUUGUAUGGGACAAGCAGACAGACAAUAUGUACUUCUUCCUAGUGGAGGACUGGCUGUCUGUGGAAAAUGAAAAGAAUGAGGGAAUGGUGGAAAAAGAGGUCCUUGCAGCAUGUCCACAGGAACUGAGAUGCUUUUCCCGGAUUUUCCCUGCACAGAUGCGCCUUGGUUUUUCCGACUGGCACAUGUGGCUUUCUGUUUGGAGCCGUCCUCCUAACAGCCGCUUUACCCGGGUACAGAGGCUCACUUGCUGCAUGCUCAUGGCUCAGCUCUUCCUAGCUACGUGUGCCGUCUGGUAUGGUGCAGUUGGAGUUAAGGGCCACAGCUAUCCUGUUGGAAGACAGAUUUCUGUGACUGCAGAGAGCAUUUUGGUUGGGAUAAUUGCAGCAGUCGUGGUUUACCCAGUACAACUACUCUUCAGUUUUCUCUUCCGGAAGACACGCAGUAAGAUUGUAAUAGAAGAUCCUGACCCGCCUGCUCAGGACUGCCAGACUGUGGAGAUGGAUGUGUCUCUUGACUGCUCUAACUUGGGUAGCUCCUCCUUCUUAUCUGUCCCUGGAAGAAUGGAGUCCAUUGUGGAUAUGGGUUCUGUUGGCAGUGAAUCCCUCUUUAGUAGAAGGCCAGUUUCCAUCCAGAAGAACUUCAUAGGCAAUGACAGGACUGCCAAUCAAUGGCCUUCAUGCAACAGCAUCUUUGAUAUUCCUGACCUUUUGAAUUCUGACCCCCUGAUGAAAGGAAGUAGGAUUCUCAAGAGGAAGAAGGCAAUGGCAAAGUUGGGAGUGGACUCCGUUUCCAGUUCUGAUGAUGACCCCCUGUCCUUUUCAUUCCGAGAUUCUGAGGACAGUAGGAGGUCCAGCUGUGGCCAUCACUCUGCGGAAGGUUUGCUCAACUGUGUUGCUGACAGAACUCAGGAGAACAUCUCUGACUGUGUCACAUCUGACAGUGGCCGGUUUUCACCCCAAGUUCUCAUAGCAGAUCUCAGCUAUGAUGGAAUGGAAAGUUCUGUUAGUGGCUGGUCCGAUGGGACUGUGCAGCAUGGAAGCAGCUGGGGCUUACUACGGAAGUCGUUCUCUUACGUCUCUGCUAUGACCAAUAUUGGCAGCGCUUUCUUUUCUGACCUGGAAUUGUCUCCUGCUACUGUUUCCUCGCUUUCUACCCGGAUUGGGGUGCCCCGAAGACCUCAGGAAUGGCUCUUCCCUGCCAGGAUGCUCCCAGCUAUCUACAUAGCCAUCUUCUUGCUGCUUGCUGGCUGUUUCUCCAUCAAUAUCUUAUAUGGCUCCUCCUUCCAUGACCACACUGCCUUGAUGUGGCUGAUCUCCUCUGCCUUUGCUUUCGCCACAUCUUUCAUCUUUUUGGAGCCAAUGAAGGUGCUGUUUGGGGCUCUGCAUGCCGCUCUCAUCAGCAAGCCAGUGGAGAGCGAAGCUGAUGGGCUGGUGGAGAAGCCCUUGGUGAAGCAGAUGCCCGAACGAGUUGGGAAGGUGCGCGUGCCCUGUGGUUAUGGGCUGCUGCAGGCCAAGGAAGAGGCCAAGAAAGUCCGAGCUCUCAAAGGGUUGAUGUGGAACUGCCUCACACAUAUGCUAUUCUUUCUGGUCGUGCUGACCAUCAAUUACCAGAGAUGCUUCCAUGACAACAAUGUCCACCUCCUGCAUGCUGCUGUCAAACAGGCCAUCUCUGUGACAAACGACAAAGGAGUGAACUUCACUUCUGUGUGCAGCUACUCCGACACAUUGGAAUGGAUUGACACAGUGCUACUGAAAUACCUUUAUGGCAACACAAAGCUGACAAUAGUAGGAGUGCCUCAGCUGCAGCUACAAAGCUCCACCGCAAGCCAAAUGAGGGAUCUAGGUGUGAAUUCCUCUGCAAUCACCUUUUCCUCUUGUGUGGUAAAGUGAGAAACAGGCAGUAAGAGAU
Lacerta agilis (Sand lizard) is the source of this 8344-nucleotide messenger RNA. Its product is annotated as polycystin-1-like. NCBI's taxonomy places the organism in Eukaryota, Metazoa, Chordata, Lepidosauria, Squamata, Lacertidae. Gene Ontology annotation, molecular function: protein binding. Gene Ontology annotation, biological process: kidney development. The record is from RefSeq and is a predicted model, not a curated record. Gene Ontology annotation, cellular component: membrane.